AUAGAUAAAUAAAACGUAGAACGAAUGCGUGCUGACUUGAAAUUUUUGGCUCGACCAUUUUCGGUUGCUUUUGGUGUGGUGUUAAAGAGGACGUAACCACGGGACUGAGCAUAUUAUGAAGUAACUAUGACGUUGUAACAUAUUGGCUAUGUCUUCGAAGGAUGAAGUGCAAGAGCACAAUGACACAGGGUCAGGUUGGUGGUGGUGGCCAUCAUGGAGGCCAACGUCGACGUCCCUCCUGAAGACUACAGAGGCCAGGAUCCUGGCAUGUGUAAAGAAUGACGUGUGGGCCCGCUUUGUGACCCUCCCCACCCAGGACAAGAUCUGGACCGUCACGGUGACCAGCAGGCGCUCCCGAAAACCGGAUGGGACUGACCUUCCGACUCCCCUGGUGAUGGUGCAUGGGUUUGGGGGAGGGGUGGCGCUGUGGGUGCGGAACCUGGACGCCCUGUGCCUGUCCCGGCCCGUCCUGACCUUCGACCUGCUGGGAUUCGGCCGCAGCUCCCGGCCCCACUUCCCCUCUGACCCCGCCCUGGCUGAGGCCCAAUGGGUGCGCUCCAUUGAGCAGUGGCGGCAGGCCGUGGGCGUGGAGCGGAUGAUCCUAUUGGGCCACAGCCUCGGAGGUUACCUGGCAACGUCUUAUGCCAUACAGUACCCCGAGAGGGUAAGCCACCUAAUCCUGGUGGACCCCUGGGGUUUCCCAGAGCAACCUCAGGCAGGGGGUGAGGGGUCGGAAGGUCAGAGGUCAGAGGUGGUGAAGAGACCGCCCCUUUCUGCCUGGGUGAAAGCUGUGACGUCUGUUCUCAGCUUCUUCAACCCGCUAGCAGCUGUCCGAGUCGCCGGCCCCUGGGUGAAUUCCCAGAUAACACAUUCUGAGUGCUCACUGCCCUUUCCGAUAGGGCCUGGCCUGGUGAACAGAUUCCGUCUGGACUUCCGGAGUAAGUUUGAGGACCUGUUUGAGGAUGACACCGUGACUCGCUACAUCUACCACUGUAAUGCCCAGAGCCCCAGCGGGGAGGUGGCUUUCCGGGCCAUGUCGGAGGCUCUGACCUGGGCGAAGCGGCCGAUGCUGGUGAGGGUGGGGCAGCUGCCCCCCCGCCUGCCACUCAGUCUGCUGUACGGGGGGCGGUCCUGGAUCGACAGCUCCACCGGGAAACGGGUGGAGCUGCUCCGCCCCCAGGGCCACACCCACAUCCAGGUUAUAGAUGAUGCCAGUCACAAUGUCUAUGCUGACCAGCCAGAUGUGUUCAACAGAGCGGUGAAGAACAUUUGUGACACUGUGGACUGAGUGUGUGUGUGUGUGUGUGUGUGUGUGUGUGCACGUGUGUGUGUCUUACUGGAUUGCAUACGUUUCUGGGUGCAGUGUGAGAGGUGCAGGAAGUUAUGUAUGUGAAAAAGAAAGCACUUCCACUUUCAGUUCUAUGGUUGUUAGGAGAUAACUAAACCCUCAUCUAGUCAUUACAUUACAUUACAGGCAUUUGGCAGAUGCUCUUAUCCAGAGCGACGUACAACAAAGUGUAUAACCAUAACCAGGAACAAGUAUGACGAAACCCCUAGAGAGAAGUACCGGUCCAA
This is a messenger RNA of Anguilla anguilla (European eel), 1575 nucleotides long. RefSeq names its product (Lyso)-N-acylphosphatidylethanolamine lipase-like. Gene Ontology annotation, cellular component: lipid droplet. The record is from RefSeq and is a predicted model, not a curated record. Gene Ontology annotation, molecular function: phosphatidylcholine lysophospholipase A1 activity. The transcript is spliced from 8 exons. Bases 149 to 1288 code for a protein of 379 amino acids. Lineage: Eukaryota; Metazoa; Chordata; Actinopteri; Anguilliformes; Anguillidae.